AUGGCCAUUAAAAUUGAUAUGAACAAAGCUUACGAUUGUCUCGAAUGGUCCUUUCUUCUUCGUGUGCUGAAAGCUAAUGGUUUCAGUGGCAAAGUAUGUAAUUUAAUCAUGCAAUUUGUAACCAUGGUCAGUUACUCUAUUCUUCUCAAUGGCGCUCUAUUGGCUCCCUUCGAUCCCAAACGUGGUUUAAGGCAAGGUGACCUACUGUCCCCGUUCUUAUUUAUCUUAUGCAAUGAAGUUUUGUCAAAACUUGUUCAGAAGAGAAUAAAGAGAUCACAGGGAUUCGAUGAUUCGAUAAUCUUUUGUCAUGCUACAGUAAAGAAUGCAGAAAACCUUAUGCAGUGCAUUCAAAAAUAUGAGAAAUGGUCAGGCCAAUGUGUGAGCGAACCGAAAAGCGGGGUGGUGUUCUCUCCAAAUACAAGCCAAAGGACUCGGGACGAUAUCAAGUCAAUUGUUGGCAUGAACCCCAUUAAAGCUACUGAAAAGUACCUGGGCAAUCCAUUCUUUUUCACAGCUAAAAAAAGAGAUGACUAUCUUUUUUCGAAGGAAAAAAUUAUGACAAGAUUAGAGGGGUGGAAAGCAAAACUUCUUUCACAAGCUGGGAGAAAACCCUUAAUUGGGUCUGUCCUCCAAAGAAUUCCUAAUUACUUCAUGUCAACUACUCAAGUCCCUAGUACUCUUUGUGGACAACUUGAUCGACUACUUGCUAGAUUCUGGUGGGUGGGAAAUGCUGAUAAAAGACACUACUGCGCAUUAAAAUGCUGGGACAAGAUAUGCCAACCCAAGAGAUGUGGAGGCCUUGGUUUUCGGAGGUUUAAAGAUAUGAAUAUGGCUCUUCUUUCUAAGUUGAGUUGGAUGGUUCUUCAGGGACAAGACAAGGUGUGGGUGAAACUACUUUUGGAUAAACACUGUUCUAAGGUAGAUGUUUGGCAGAUAGAAAAGCAUGGCACCGACUCUAGAUGCUGGAAAAGUUUGCUUGAAGCUAGAAGUAUUUGCGUGAAAGGUGCUGGUAUCUUGAUUGCUGAUGGUUCGAGUGAUAUUUGGGAUAGACCUUGGAUCCCUUGCCGUAACUCGGAAGAGAUAAAAGAUAGAUUUCAGUUCAUACAUAAUCAAGCUCUUUGGAAGGUUAAAGAUCUAUUUCUUGAUGGAACUCGUGAAUGGAAUGCAGCUUUGAUCAAGGAGUGUUUUGAAGAAGAUAUUACAAGUGAUAUCCUGAAGAUAAGACUGCUGCAAGAAAGUCCUGAUAUUAUUUUUUGGAAUGCAGCAAAGUCGGGUAAAUUUUCAGUAAAGAAUGCAACUGGAGUUCUCCAUGGUGUCACUCUCACUUGUGGUUUCUACAAUGUGGAAGUAGAGUCCACAUUCCAUCUGUUUUGUCAAUGCUCUUUCACUAGAGGCUUAUGGUUUAGAAAAGGAAUUCGGUUAGACAGCUUUGUUUGGAAUAAUCUACUGGAUUUUGGUUUGUGGUGGUGUACCAUUCAGGACCCUGAGAUCCAACUUUUCACAACGUGCAUUUGCGAAAUGAUUUGGAAAUGGCACAAUACUGCUCUGUUUACAGAUAAACAAUGCUCUAUGGAUGCAUGUGUCAAAGUGGAUGCCUCAGUUGUGGGGACUGAAGUAGGCUUCGCUACAAUCCAUCAGCAGGAUUUGUUAGCUGAUUCUUGGAUCUCAGUUGGUUUUUCUCAUGUUAAGGAUAUCCUUGAAGGGGAAUUGUGCAGAAUAGCCUGUGCUCUACAUCUAGCCUUGAAAAAGAAGAUAACAAAGGUUCGGAUUGAGACUGAUUCGAAGACUGUGUCUUAG
Cannabis sativa is the source of this 1797-nucleotide messenger RNA. RefSeq lists its product as uncharacterized. The coding region runs from base 1 to 1797 and encodes 598 amino acids. The record is from RefSeq and is a predicted model, not a curated record. Lineage: Eukaryota; Viridiplantae; Streptophyta; Magnoliopsida; Rosales; Cannabaceae. The transcript is spliced from 4 exons.